Messenger RNA from Herpailurus yagouaroundi (jaguarundi), 750 nucleotides. Its product is annotated as cytochrome c oxidase subunit 7C, mitochondrial-like. The record is from RefSeq and is a predicted model, not a curated record. Gene Ontology annotation, biological process: mitochondrial electron transport, cytochrome c to oxygen. Gene Ontology annotation, cellular component: respiratory chain complex IV. Bases 559 to 750 code for a protein of 63 amino acids. NCBI's taxonomy places the organism in Eukaryota, Metazoa, Chordata, Mammalia, Carnivora, Felidae. The transcript has a single exon.
UUGGACCUAGCAGUCCUACAUGUGGGUAUUUGCCCUAGUGAAAUGAAAACCUAAGACCACCCAAAAACCUAUAAACAAAUGUUUAUAGCAACUUUGUGACAGCCCUAAACUGGAAAAACCCAAAUGAUCUCAAUGAGUGAAAGGAGAAAAAAAAAAAAAAUCUGCACUAGAUCUCUAGAAUAUAAUACUAUUCGGCAGGAAAGAGGAAUGAGUCAUUGAUGCACAUGGAAAAUUGGAUAGACCUGAAAGACAAGCUGAGUGAGAGAAGCCAGUCACAGAACAUUUCAUUCAGCGGGUAUCCUAGGAAACAGCAAAACCACAGUGAUGGAAAAUAGAUCAAUGGUUGCUGGGGGUUGUGGUGGGAUAAGAGUUUGAAUAGAAAGAGGUAUUUUUUAGGUGAUGAAGCUAUUAUUGUAUGUUCUGUUCGUGGCGGUGGUUACACGAAUCUAAACGUGUCAAAAUUCAACACCGGGGAAUAAGGCGGGGACUUGGUGUGGUGCUACGGUAUCUUUCGUCUUGGGUGUCUGUCGUGCCUUUUGCCCAGCUUCCAACUGCACUAUGUUGGGACAGAGCAUCUGGAGGUUCACAGCCUCUGUGGUCUGUAGGAGCCACUCUGAGGAGGGUCCAGGGGAGAAUUUGCCAUUUUCAGUGGAAAACAAGUGGUGGUUACUAAAUAUGAUGACUGUGUACUUUGGAUCUGGAUUCACUGCAACUUUGUUUAUAGUAAGACACCGACUGCUCGAGAAAUAA